Lodderomyces pseudojiufengensis is the source of this 249-nucleotide messenger RNA. RefSeq names its product 40S ribosomal protein eS27 (gene RPS27A). NCBI's taxonomy places the organism in Eukaryota, Fungi, Ascomycota, Pichiomycetes, Serinales, Debaryomycetaceae. Gene Ontology annotation, cellular component: cytosolic small ribosomal subunit; ribosome. The transcript has a single exon. Gene Ontology annotation, molecular function: structural constituent of ribosome; RNA binding. Gene Ontology annotation, biological process: translation; ribosomal small subunit assembly. The record is from RefSeq and is a predicted model, not a curated record. The coding region runs from base 1 to 249 and encodes 82 amino acids.
AUGGUUUUAGUUCAAGAUUUAUUACAUCCAAAUCCAUCAACAACAAAAAAUACUUAUAAAUUAAAAAAAUUAGUUCAAGAACCAAAUUCUUAUUUUAUUGAUAUAAAAUGUCCUGGAUGUUUUAAUAUUGUAACAAUUUUUAGUCAUGCUCAAACUUCUGUUAGUUGUGAAAAAUGUUCUAAUUUAUUAUGUACUCCAACUGGUGGUAAAGCUAAAUUAGUUGAAGGUUCAUCAUUUAGAAGAAAAUAA